This is a messenger RNA of Ctenopharyngodon idella (grass carp), 3190 nucleotides long. RefSeq names its product kelch-like family member 30 (gene klhl30). The transcript is spliced from 8 exons. Bases 215 to 1993 code for a protein of 592 amino acids. Gene Ontology annotation, molecular function: protein binding. Lineage: Eukaryota; Metazoa; Chordata; Actinopteri; Cypriniformes; Xenocyprididae. The record is from RefSeq and is a predicted model, not a curated record.
AAAAAUAGCAUUGUGAAAGACAAGCAUGCUGUCCCAGUGACUCUGCAGAAGACAACGUGUCCCCCAUUUCAAACAGCCGCAACAAAAUAGACUGCCUUCUAAGCAAGUACUAUGAAUAAUGUAUGAUUUCUGCUUUCAUUCGCAGGCAGGUAAACACUGAAAACAUCUGUUGGUUGGCCCUGAAUGCAUUAAGGCCAUAGGUCAGAGUGUCGUCAUGGUGCGUAAUGUAGACGACCUAGACUUCUGCCUCUCUUCCCAUCCGCAGAGCAUCUUGGAGGGCCUGCGCUCCCUCUGUUCUCAACCCAAACUUGUGGAUGUCACCUUGUGCGCUGGUGGACAGGAUUUCCCCUGUCACCGGGGAAUCCUUGCACUCUGCAGCCAUUACUUCCGUUCCAUGUUCUCAGGAGAUUUCGUGGAGAGCAUUGCUGCUCGUGUCGAGCUUCAUGAUGUAGAUCCGAAUGUAUUGUCAACACUGUUGGACUUUGCUUAUACAGGGAAACUCACCAUCAACAAAAACAACGUGGAGGGACUCAUCUGCACGUCCAGUCAGCUUCAGUUCCACACCGUCCGUUCUGUAUGCAGCCGAUAUUUGCAGCACCAGAUAGAUGCCACAAACUGCUUGGGAAUCCAUGAGUUUGGAGAGAUCCAUGGAUGCCCUGAAGUGGUUGCCAAAGCCUGGGGCUUCCUCCUUGAAAACUUUGAGGAAGUGCAACAACACGAGGAGUUUUUGCUGCUGGAGAAAGACCGACUGGUGGCCUGCUUGAAGGACGAGGAUCUGCACGUAAGAGAUGACCGGUCCUGUGCCGAGGCAAUUUUGGCUUGGGUCAGGCAUUGUAUAGAAAAUCGGAUCUGUCACCUGCAAGAAUUGUUAAGCUUGGCUAAGCUUUCCCUCCUCCCAGAAUCCUACCUCACUGAGAACUUGCUUAAGGAGCCAUUGGUGCAGAAUUCGCUAGAAUCCAAAGAGUUGGUGGAGAGAAUAUGUAGAGAGAAACGAGAAAAGACAGGAGAUGUGUCAGAGCAGAGGGUUGCUCAAAAUGCCUUCAACCUGCAGGAGGUUUUAUUUGUGAUGGGUGGUCGCUCACUGGAUGACUCAGAUGAUGAAGAUGAGGAUGAAGAUGAAGGUAGAAGGUUGCACCCCAGAAAUUGUGGUUUCUACAACCCAAAGCUUGGGCAGUGGUUUCAGCUACCUGAUUUUCCCAACUACAAUAAAUGGGGUUAUUCUAUUGUCUCCUUAAACAGCAAUGUUUAUGUCACAGGAGGAUCAAGAGGGUCUCAGUCCAACACCUGGUCCACCACAGAGACCUGGAAGUUCAUCACUCGUGAGGGGAAGUGGGUCACAGUCGCCCCAAUGUUGCGGCCCAGGACUAACCACUCUUCUGCAACUCUUAAUGGAGAGAUUUAUGUAAUUGGUGGAACUACAAUGGAUUUUGUUGAAGUUGAACAUUAUGACCCAUUCAGUAAUUGCUGGACUCUCACAGGCCCAGCACUGAAGUACGUGACUAACUUUACGGCCACGUCGUGUGAAGGAAAGCUGUACCUCAUUGGUUCUUGUGCUGUUAAAUAUAAUGCCCUGACUAUGCAGUGCUACAACCCUGUCAUAGAUAGCUGGUGUAUCAUCUGCUCUCCUUUCAUUCCUAAAUAUCUUUCUUCUCCCCGCUCCGUCUCUAUGGAUGGAGUCAUUUACCUUGUAGCAGAUAACACCAAAAAGGUCUAUUUGUAUGACCCAGAGGGUAAUAUGUGGGAAAAAAUUCAGUUUCUGCACACCCUCCAUGAGAAUGGGGAUUUGGUGGUUCUAGGCAGGCAAUUGUAUGUGACUGGAGGGCACUGGAAGGGCAUGGAGGGGGAUUACGGUGUGGAAGUGGAAGUAUACAACCGUGGCUCCAACACUUGGAAGGUGGAGUGCUUUCUUCCCAGACUCUGGACCUACAGUGGCUGCUGUUCCAUCUUCCUGGACACUUCCCAGUGGACUGAAUUCUUCCCUGAUGAGACUUAAUAUCUGUCCUGUCCCCUAAAUCUCGACUUACAGGGUUAGUUCACCCAAAAAUGAAAAUUAUGCCAUUUAUUACUCACCCUUGUGUCGUUCCACAUCCGCAAGACCUUCGUUCAUCUUUGGAACACAAAUUAAAAUAUUUUUGAUGAGAGGUUUCUGUCUCUCCAUAGAGAUCUAACACAACUACCAAUCCAAGGUCCAGAAAGGUAGAAAAAAGACAUCAUUAAAGUCCUCCAUGUGACUCCAGUGGCUUAAACUCAAUUGUAUGAAGCGACGUAAGUGCUUUGUUUGUGCAAAAAAAAAAAAAAAAACAUAAUUUACCACUUUACUUACAAAAAUAUUGAUCUGCAACGCGUGUUCACAAGAGCUCUACGACGCAUGCGUGUUGUGUUCAGACUUGCGCGUCAACUCAACGCACAUGCGUGAGUGUUCACGAGAGCAUCACGACACAUGCGUGUUGUGUUGGCAUUGUUGUGUGAACAUGCUUUGGAUAAUAUUAUUUUGUAAAUAAAGUGGUAAAUUAUGUUUUUUUUGUUGUUGUUUUUUUUUUUUGCACAAACAAAACACUCACAUUGCUUCAUAAAAUUGAGUUUAAGCCACUGGAGACACAUGGAGUAUUUUAUUAUUUAUUUUUCCUACCUUUCUGGACCUUGGAGUGGUAGUUGCAUUGGAUCUCUAUGGAGAGACAGAAACCUCUCAGACUUCAUCAAAAAUAUCUUAAUUUGUGUUCUGAAGAUGAACGAAGGUUUUAUGGGUGUGGAACGACAAAAGGGUGAGUAAUAAAUGACAGAAUUUCCAUUUUUGAGUGAACUAACCCUUUAAGCUUUGGGGCAAAAUGUCACCUUUUCUCAGCCUUCUGGUGAUUAUCAUUUAGAAAAUAAGAAUUGCAUAAUCACUUAAUAAAUAACACAAUGUAAUUUGUUGUACUCCCAAGAUAAAAUCAAUUAUUGUUUUUAUUUGUGAAAAUUGUGUAGCUAUAUCGAGUUUUGUUUUGUAAUAUGUAUUUGAUAAGGGAUAUGUUUUUUUUCCUGUCUUAUAUAGCUGUUCUUUGCCUUCAUAUGGUCAUUAACUCUUUGAAUUAAAUGGCCUUUAGGUUGACAUUUUAAUAUAAUGGAUGAUACAUUUUUUAAGCAUUUUUACCAGUUGUAUCACAUGCUACUUAUUUUGUCCAGUAAAAAGUAAAUGUAAAAUUGUAAUUAU